Abrus precatorius (Indian licorice) is the source of this 1544-nucleotide messenger RNA. RefSeq names its product isocitrate dehydrogenase [NAD] regulatory subunit 1, mitochondrial-like. Gene Ontology annotation, molecular function: isocitrate dehydrogenase (NAD+) activity. Bases 107 to 1222 code for a protein of 371 amino acids. The transcript has 4 exons. Gene Ontology annotation, cellular component: mitochondrion. Gene Ontology annotation, biological process: tricarboxylic acid cycle; isocitrate metabolic process. The record is from RefSeq and is a predicted model, not a curated record. NCBI's taxonomy places the organism in Eukaryota, Viridiplantae, Streptophyta, Magnoliopsida, Fabales, Fabaceae.
UACAAUUUGGUCCUUUCCAAUCAUCCGUGUUCCCUUCGACUUUUCUCCCUUCUUCCAUUUCUUCAUUCUUCUCCAUCUCCAUCCGCUCCCAACGAAACCGCACGCAAUGGCUCGAAGAUCCUUACCGCUCCUCAAGCACCUCCUCUCGCGAUCUGAACCCAACCCAGUCCGCCCCACGUUCCCGACCCGAUCCGUGACCUACAUGCACCGCCCAGGCGACGGGUACCCACGGCCGGUGACGAUGAUUCCAGGCGACGGAAUAGGGCCACUGGUAACCGGGGCGGUGGAGCAGGUGAUGGAGGCGAUGCACGCGCCGGUGUACUUCGAGAAGUUUGAGGUCCAUGGGGAGAUGAAGGUGGUGCCUCAGGAAGUGAUCGAUUCGAUUCGUAAAAACAAGGUGUGUUUGAAGGGUGGACUUGUUACUCCUAUGGGUGGUGGCGUUAGUUCCCUGAACGUGCAGUUGAGGAAGGAGCUUGAUCUCUACGCGUCUCUCGUUAAUUGCUUCAAUCUCCCUGGCUUGCCCACGCGCCACGACAACGUUGACAUUGUCGUUAUUAGGGAGAACACCGAAGGCGAGUACUCUGGCCUCGAACACGAGGUCGUUCCUGGCGUCGUUGAAAGCCUCAAGGUGAUAACGAAGUUCUGUUCAGAGCGUAUUGCUAAAUAUGCAUUCGAAUAUGCUUACUUGAAUAACAGAAAGAAGGUGACUGCCGUGCACAAAGCAAAUAUUAUGAAGCUUGCAGAUGGUUUAUUCUUGGAAUCUUGUCGUGAGGUUGCCACAAAGUACCCUGGAAUAAAGUAUAACGAAAUUAUUGUGGAUAACUGCUGCAUGCAGCUUGUUUCAAAGCCUGAACAGUUUGAUGUCAUGGUGACCCCAAAUCUUUAUGGAAAUCUGGUUGCAAAUACUGCAGCAGGCAUUGCUGGAGGCACUGGAGUCAUGCCUGGAGGUAAUGUUGGGGCUGAGCACGCUGUGUUUGAGCAAGGUGCUUCAGCAGGAAAUGUUGGAAGUGAUAAAAUAGUGGAACAAAAGACGGCCAAUCCGGUGGCGCUUCUUCUCUCGUCUGCUAUGAUGCUUAGGCAUCUCCAGUUUCCUGCAUUUGCUGAUCGUUUGGAAAAUGCUGUGGAACAAGUCAUUCUGGAGGGCAAAUACAGGACAAAGGAUCUUGGAGGGACAAGCACCACCCAAGAAGUUGUGGAUGCAGUGAUAGAUGCUUUAGAUUGAUUCAUUUGCUAAUUUCCCCAAAUGAAGUCAGCCUCGUAUAUUCUUUUCUAACUGAUUUUGCCAAACAUUGUUUUGCACCCAUCAAGUUGAAAAUAGCAAUUUUGGUCCUGAAUAAAGUUCAUGCAACACAGAAAACAAUGUAUUGUUUUCUUUUUCAACUGAAGAAUUUGUAGAGAAAGUGAUUAUUGUUUCCCACUCCUAUUUAAAAGCCGUGAUUCGGUAUAUUAUUAUGGCCCAGAUAUGUAUUUUAUAGUUCUUAGAAAGAAAACAAAUUGUUUGACAGUGAUUUUAGAAAUGAAAUGUUGUCUUGAAAAAGAAUUGG